Molecule: messenger RNA, 1221 nt
Organism: Bathycoccus prasinos
Lineage: Eukaryota; Viridiplantae; Chlorophyta; Mamiellophyceae; Mamiellales; Bathycoccaceae
Exons: 1
Coding region: 1-1221 (406 amino acids)
Cellular component (GO): cytoplasm
Source: RefSeq, a predicted model, not a curated record
AUGGCGUACGACGCGACUUUACAGUUCCUCAAAGACGACGAGCUCGAGAAGUUAAUCCGAGCCGGACCUCUGUACGAUUCCGCCAUUCACGAGAAAAUUCCAAUCCAAGAGUGGAGGAAAAACGCCGAGUUGCACGUUUUAUACAACAGCAUAGAGUUACUCCACAACACGGAAGUGAUGAGCAAUUUAUCCGUUCACUCGGACGCGAUCGCCAGUCGAGUGUACCACUUCUACCUCCCGAUUUUAUUUCGGGUGAUGUUUUUGUUGGAAGAACACAAGAAGAAACAAAAGGAGGAUAUGGACUCUUUCCUUUUAUCGCAAGAGAAGAAAAAAGAAGAAAAAGGCGAGAGUAAGAAAAAAGAGUUUUAUCCGAAACCGUUGUUUAUUGGGAUCGAAGCGCCUCAAGGACUCGGGAAAUCGACGUUAGUGGACGUGUUGCAAACGUUAAUUGAUAACUCGGUGGUGUUAUCUUUAGAUGAUUUAUAUUUACCGCGCGAGGAGCAGCAAGACCUCGGGCAGAAGAAGCACCCGGGGAACCCUCUGUUGACGUUUCGAGGGAAUCCAGGGACGCACGAUUUACCGUUAGCUCGGGAGACGAUUAAGAAGUUGAAGAGCAUCAACGUAGGGUUAGGUGAUGGGCAAACGACCGUGGCUUUGCCCAGGUAUAACAAGAAGGCGUGCAAUGGGAGAGGCGAUCGAUUACCCCGAGAGGAUUGGCCGAGCGUGAGCGGGCCUACGGAUAUCGUGUUUUUGGAAGGGUGGUGUUUAGGAUUUGAACGGCCGAGAGAGUUUGAAUCGCUGAUUUCCAGCGUAGACGCGAGAGUGUAUUUUGCGCCUAUUAACGAGUAUUUGAUGGAAUACGAAUCGGUGUUCAACAACGUGAUUGAUUCGUGGAUGAUUAUUAAAGCCGGCGAUUGGAGGUGGGCGUACGAGUGGCGCCAAGAGCAAGAGAGAAAAAACAACGGCGGGUUGACAGAUGCGCAAGUGAGAGAUUUUGUCGACAGAUUUGCACCCACGUACGACGCAUGUUUGCAGAAUCUGCACGAUAAAGUAGAGAGUAAGAGAUUAGAAGAUAGUAGGAGCGCGAUGCUCAUAGAGGUGAACAAAGACCGUUCGGUGAAAAUGAACAACGAACAGGUUGAAACAAUCACGGAGAUCCUGAACAAGGCGAGGGAGAGAGGUGCGCAAGAAGGAGACACAGAGGAUCUCAUGAUCGACUGA